UUGAAAUCUGUGUGUUCGAUGAUCUCUCUCCCUCUACAUUAUAUAUAUAUACACACACAUAUAUAUGGAAUUGAUGCUUCCUCUUUUAAUACUCAUUUUACUGUACUAGUGUCAUAUAUGUACAUAGCCAUGCAUAUACUGUACUGAAUCUCUUACAUUUCUCUCUCUACACACACACAGCCCUUGCAUUGUACCGAUUGAAAUUACUUUGUUGCAGAGUGUGAUCUUUUGCUCUGAUCUACUUCAAUGGCGAUGGAUGAUGAUGCUUCGGUGAAGCGCGGCAACGGAAGGCUUCCGGAAUUCGGCGCCAUCUUCAUGUCGAACAGGAGAACGAUGGGGGAGUGCUUCGAGAGGAAGCUCUUUGGACUUCCAUCUUCUUGCGCCGAUGUCGUGAAGAAGGUCAGAGCUGGAAUGCUCCUCUUCCUAUUUGAGUACGAGGAGAGGGAGCUUCAUGGAGUUUUUCAGGCGAUUUCGGACGGUUCAAUGAAUAUUGUGCCAAAUGCUUAUGCAUCGUCGGGCAAAUAUUUCUCUGCUCAGGUUCGAUUCAGUGUAAUUUGGAAUUGUCGUCCUUUAUAUGAAAAUGAAUUCCGUGAUGCCAUCAGAGAUAACUACUAUGCACCGAACAAGUUCAAUUUCGGUCUGUCUAAGGAUCAGGUUUACAGGCUACUAUGGUUGUUUGUUUGUAGAAAGGUUAGAGUUCAGAAAUUUAUAGGGGAAAAGAAAGUCAAGAGAAGGCAUCACGAGUCUUCAGAUGAAGUAAAUUCCUUGGUUGAAUCUGGGAAGCUUGGUCUAGGAAAUGAUAGACCCAUGGUUGGAAAUCUGCCUAGGUUAUCAUCCAUAGUUGUCUGCUCACGGGACGCAGAUUUUCGGCAUCCAAUAAUGCUUAGAACCAACAGUGAAGUUUCUGAUCUAUCAGUUCCAUUGCAAAGAAAACAGGAGCAUGCUGAUUUUUCUUCUUCUAGUUCUUCAUCAAUUCUUGGAGAUUUCAUACCAUUGUCUUCCCCUGAAGAUUCUGACCCCACAGAGAUGAGGAAUUCUUCCGAAGUGGAUGAGGAUUUGGAAAGCAACCAAAUAGAAUCCUCUAUGUCUUAUUGUCAUGAAGACUCUUCUUUCUCUGAAUCUGACAUUGAUGCCUCUCAUUUUGGACACACGGCUUUAAAUCAUCCAUCCGUUGCAUUCUGGUCAGAUAGAGGUCCGUAUGAUGGAAAUUAUCAGAGCAAUCCAGUCCAUCAGAGUGACAACCAUCCUUGUGUCAAGGGUCUGUAUUCUGAUACACCAAAACAAAGAACUAGUGUCUUUUCUCGUCUGAAUUUAGUUUCAGAAGCUGCUCCACGAGAAAAUGAAGACACUUCCAAAUUGGAAAAUUCUCGUUUGAAUUUGGUUUCAGAAGCUGCUGCACUAGAAAAUGAUGCCACUUCCAAAUUGGAAAAUUCGGUGCAUGAAAUUAUGAAAAAGUUGCAGCAGAGACACGACAACUGGACGAAGACAAGGAAAGCUAAAUACAGUUCACGGGAAAAGGAAGGUAAUGCUCAAAACAAGAGAGGUAGUGUAUUCUCUCGCUUGGAUUUUGCAUCAAAAGGCACUGUGCAAGACAAGGAAUUCAAUGCCAAGGCGAAUCAGUCAAGGCACAAUAUCAAAAAAGAUCUUCGAUGGAAGAAGAAAAGUAGAGGACGUGAAGUGUUUAUCAGAAAUAAUGAUGAUGGUAAGAGUUUGAGCGUGACUGUUCAGUUGGAGAUGAUUGAAGGUGCAUCUCAAGCUGAAAAGCAUCCUAAGGAUACAUGGAGCAGGGGAAGAAUGGAAGAAGAAAUUCCACUUCUGAAUUUGAAGCGCAAAGGUGAAAUGUUGAAGAUGCAAUGCAAAACUGAGGGAAAAGACUGUAUAGAUGGGAUGGGUGUGUGCUUGUCUGAAGAACAGCUCAAGAAAAGAAAAUUGGUCAAACCAAUAUUUGGAAACAAGUCAUCUGAUGCACAAACCAAAGUUUGUGAUAGCUGCCUCAAUGUGGAAACAUCUCAGGAAAGCUCUGCUGGUAAAAAGAGCAGUGGAAGUUUUGAGGUCUCUACCAGAAAUGAAAGCGUUGAUGACAAUGAAAAUAGAUUAUCGGAAAAAGACAAUGGAGAAGAGGGAAAGGGAUUGAUUGGUAAGGAUGCAAAGUUGCAAGAGCAGGGAAUUGCUGUAAACAGCAGCCUGCCUGUAGCAGCCACAGGAUCAUUGAAGACAUAUCAACGCCGUCGUGGCCUGUCUGCAUCGCCCAGAAUCAAGGAUCCGGAUCAGGAAAUCACUGUGGGUGAAGAAAAUGCAGAAUGUCACAUGACAUUCAUUUGCACUGGUGGAGGUGAAAAGCUCGAGGAGCAAAUUAUCGACCACCAAGUAGAAGUUUGUGCCUUUAAUGCGAAAACAACAAUGUCCAGUGCUGAAGGAUUGGGUGAUGAUGAAUAUAAGGUGGAGUGAUUCAUUUUGUGGGGGGUUAAGCAAGGAAGAACAUGAACCAUGUGUGAAGGGAGUUGGAAAGUGGAGGCAUCGUCCCGAAUGAUGGGAAAGGUAAAAUUACAUAUCAUAGAAAGAAAAGAAAAAAAAAAGUACAUAGACUUAAAUAGACACAAAUGUUAGUUUCUUGUGAAAAUCAAUGGGAGGAUAAAAGUGUUGGUAAUUGAAGGAUAGCAUACUAGAAUACUUACUUCUUGAACAUCUGAAAAUUGUAACUGUGUUCUCUGAUGGUGGAAAUUACAUGAAAUUCUUCUAUCUUUUUGCUUUCACAUAUUUCAUGUUUUAAGUAAAACCGCCGUUACGUGA
Cornus florida is the source of this 2790-nucleotide messenger RNA. RefSeq lists its product as uncharacterized. The transcript is spliced from 3 exons. The record is from RefSeq and is a predicted model, not a curated record. Lineage: Eukaryota; Viridiplantae; Streptophyta; Magnoliopsida; Cornales; Cornaceae. Bases 247 to 2448 code for a protein of 733 amino acids.